GAUGAGGAGGGAGCUCGCAUGUUCCUCUCUGACUCUUUUUUUAAAACUGACUCAGUCCUGAUUCUCAGAUGAAAUGAGAAAUUUGACAGUCUCAAUUAGUCUUUAGUUCGUGGCAUUGUAAGGAAAGAAUUAUUUUUUAAUCGUUUUUCGCUUUAUUAGAUUUUUUUUCGAUCAUUUACAACGCGUUUGAGGUCUGUCGUGCGCACUUAUAACAGAUAAAAUCAAACAUGUAUAUGAAUUUACAGCGCGAUAUUAGUAGAUGGAUAUGACAUUUUAACUCUUCAGUUGCUCUAAACAGAUAGGCUAGACCAACUGGAAUUGACCAACACCACUGUGAUUUUUACCUCGAAUGUACAAUGUAAUCUCGUGUUAGAGUGAAUGAGCUUUAUGAUCACAUAUAGAGGAGAUAGAUAUCCUAUAGAUGUGUGAUCUUCAGCGGGUUUCUGUAGGAUGUCGCGUCGCAAACAAGCCAAACCAAGAGCUCUGAAAGUAGAAGACAAUGUGACAGAAGAGCAACAGAGCCACAGGCAGUCUGCUAUUUUAAACGAUCCAGACGCUGUUGCUGAGAUUGAGUCAAAGGAUGAAGGAAAUGGCCAUCUGAGGAGCCAGAUCUGUCCCGAAGAGGAGGAAGAAGAGGAGGAAGAGCAGGUGUUUGAGCCCCUGAGCACUCUCAUUCCACACAAGACUCAUCAGUGUCACCUCACAGAUGGAACUGAUAUAGAAGAUGACCCAUCCUGCUCUUGGCCUGCAUCCUCGCCAUCUAGUAAAGACCACACAUCUCCAGGCCAUGUCGAUGACUAUGAAUAUGGUGAGGAUGAAGGAGGUGCCGGCCUACCCUACCCAUGCCAGUUUUGUGCAAAAUCUUUCAGUCGCCUGAGCUUCCUUAAGUGCCACGAACAGAGUCACAGAGAUAAACUUCCUUUCAGCUGCACAUACUGCAGUCGCUUGUUCAAGCACAAGCGCAGCCGUGACCGACACAUCAAGCUUCACACUGGUGACAAAAAGUAUCACUGCGGAGACUGUGACUCUGCAUUCUCACGCAGUGAUCAUCUAAAGAUCCAUAUGAAAACACACGCUGCCAACAAGCCCCAUAAAUGCCCAGUGUGCCGCCGUGGGUUCUUGUCCACCAACUCACUUCAUGGACACAUGCAGGUGCAUGAACGUGGGAAGGAUGGAGCGAAAGGAAUGUCUCCUCAAGAGUGGAGGUUAAAAGAGACACGCAAAUGCAGCCGCUGUGAGGAGGGUUUUGAUAUGCCUGAGGAACUGCAGAAGCACAUUGCAGAAAGCCACCCAGAGUGUUCUUCUCCUGUAGGAGGGAGUCUAGAACCUGGUCUGCAGUGCAUUUAUUGCCACGAGCCGUUCACUGAUGAGGGAAUGCUUCUAAGCCACAUCGAUCAGGUGCAUGGAAGAGACCAGAAGAGCAACACAUGCACUGUGUGCUUUGAGCACUUCCCCACUGUAGAGGAGCUGUACACUCACAUGGAUAUUCACCAACUACCAGAGUCCAGCAAUAGCCCUUCCGUGUUGCCUGUAGGUUAUACUUCUGUUUCGAGCACUACCCCAGACUCUAACCUUUCUGUUGACAGUUCAACCAUGGUGGAGACUGUUUCCACAGUCCCCAAGACACGUGGGAGAAGAAAGAGGGCCAUUCAUAAUGAUGUGUAUAGGCGAUCUGCCAAACAGCCAAAAAUUGAAUACAGCUGCAUUUACUGCAACAAACAAGUUUUCUCAAGCCUCGCUGUGCUGCAGAUUCAUCUUAAAACAAAGCAUGUUGACAAGCCAGAGCAGGCACAUACCUGCCAGUUUUGCUUGGAGAUCCUUCCAUCCCUUUGCAAUUUGAACGAACACCUGAAACAGGUUCACAAUGCAGAGGAUCCCUCAGGUGUAAUGGCUAACCUGUCUGAUGGCUUGCUACAGUGCAACUUCUGCCCAGAGGUGCUUGGAGAUCUUAAUGCUCUGCAAGAGCACAUACGGCGCUCACAUGGCUUUCCUAAUCCAGUAGCCAAAGAAAGCAAUGCAUUCUUUUGCCCCAAGUGCUUUAUGGGAUUUUUAACUGAGGCCACUCUAGAAGAACAUGUCAGACAGACCCAUUGUGACUCUGGAAGCUUGCAAUUUGACUCUCCUCUAGCAGUCACUCCAAAAGAUCCUGUUGUGGAGAUCUAUUCCUGCUCUUACUGUACCAACUCCCCCAUUUUUAACAGUGUUCUGAAGCUUAACAAACACAUAAAGGAGAACCACAAGAACAUCCCUCUUGCUCUGAAUUAUAUCAACAAUGGGAGAAGAUCUCUGCGAGUCCUCAGCCCCUCAUCUCCAGUGUCUGUUGAACAGGCCUCACUAUUCAAACAGAACAGCACUUCCUUAUGUUCAAGUGAGUUCAUUUGUAACCAGUGUGGGGCUAAGUACACCAGCUUAGACCUUUUCCAGACACACCUAAAGACCCACCUUGAUGGUGUCGUGCCACAGCUAACCUGUCCACAGUGCAACAAGGACUUUCCUAACCAGGAGUCUCUGCUUAAACAUGUGACUGUUCAUUUCACCAUCAUGUCUACAUACUACACCUGUGAAAGCUGUGACAAGCAAUUCACAUCUGUUGAUGACUUGCAGAAACACCUUCUGGAUAUGCACACAUUUGUGUUUUUUCGCUGUACUCUCUGCCAGGAGGUGUUUGACUCUAAAGUGUCAACUCAACUCCAUCUUGCAGUGAAGCACAGUAAUGAGAAGAAGGUAUACCGAUGUACUUCUUGCAACUGGGAUUUCAGGCAUGAGGCUGACCUUCAAAUGCAUGUCAAACAUAGUCACCUUGAAAAUCAGGGCUGCUCACACCGUUGCAUUUUUUGUGGUGAGUCCUUUGGCACAGAAGUAGAGCUGCAGUGUCAUAUUACCACCCAUAGCAAGAAGUACAAUUGUCACUUUUGUUGCAAAGCCUUCCAUGCUGUCUAUCUGCUUGAACGUCACCUUCGUGAAAAGCAUUGUGUGUUUGAGGGAAAGACCCAGAACUGCAGCACCAAUGGAUCCACGUCAGGUGGUGAUUCAGUUGCCAAAGAUGAUGGAGACUUCCAGGGCUUUCUGACCAACAGCCAUGGAGGAACUGGUCCAGGGGAGUCUCACAACAGUCAGGAUGGCAGUGAAGAAGACUUUGAUACCUCAGAGGUCAUGUAUAGCUGUGACAUCUGUGGUGCAUCCUAUACCAUGGAGUCGCUCCUAACCAAUCACCAACUUCGUGACCAUAACAUUCGCCCAGGAGAGAGUGCUAUGCACAAGAGAAAGGCAGAAAUGAUCAAGGGAAACCACAAAUGCAAUGUCUGCUCUAGAACCUUCUUCUCGGAGGGAGGACUUCGGGAGCACAUGCAAACACACCUAGGGCCUGUCAAGCACUACAUGUGUCCCAUUUGUGGAGAGCGUUUCCCUUCACUACUUACUCUGACAGAACACAAGGUCACUCAUAGCAAAAGUCUGGACACUGGAAGCUGCCGAAUUUGCAGAUUACCUCUGCAGAGUGAGGAAGACUUCCUGGAACAUUGUCAGAUGCAUCCAGAUUUGCGCAAUUCUUUGACUGGUUUCCGUUGUGUUGUCUGCAUGCAGACUGUCACCUCAACCCUCGAACUUAAGAUACACGGCACCUUUCACAUGCAGAAGACUGGAGCAGCAUCUGCAAAUCAACCAACUGCAUGUUCAGCUGCCACACAACUUCAACAUAGUCAAAGCCAGAAAGUUGUCAAGUGUGCUGCAUGUCUCAAAGAGUUCCACUCUAAGCAAGACUUGGUAAAACUUGACAUUAAUGGUUUGACAUAUGGCCUGUGCACACUAUGUGUCAAUGCUGCUGGUAGUAAGAGCUCAACUGUAAAUGGAGGGAAACAGUUGCAUCAAGGGUCUCAAAUGUCAACAGGUCCAACUGCUGGAUGGACCCAAGUGGAGAGCCUUAGCCCUGGUCCUGUGAAGGGAAAGACUGUCUCUUCUUCCUCAUCAUCUUCAUCAGUAUCACCCUCUAUUUCCAAGACCCGUUGUUCCAGCUGCAAUGUUAAAUUUGAGUCAGAGGCAGAGCUUCAAGCACACCUGCAGACAGUACACAGAGACCAAACACCAGAGGGUGCUCAGUUAAGGACUCCCGAGGGCUCCCCCAUGUCACGAGUUAGCCCCACCCAAAGUGACGAGAAGAAGACUUACCAAUGCAUCAAGUGUCAGAUGGUCUUUUACAGUAAAUGGGACAUUCAGGUCCAUGUGGCCAAUCAUAUGCUAGAGGAAGGUCUUAUUCAUGAAUGUAAACUAUGCAGUCAAACCUUCGACUCUCCAGCAAAACUGCAGUGUCACCUCAUCGAGCACAGCUUUGAGGGGAUGGGUGGCACGUUCAAGUGCCCCGUCUGCUUCACAGUCUUCGUGCAGGCGUGUAAACUGCAGCAGCACAUCUUCACCGCACAUGGGCAGGAGGACAAGAUCUACGACUGCUCCCAGUGCCCGCUGAAGUUCUUCUUCCAAACUGAGCUUCAGAACCACAGUCUGAGUCUGCACAGCAGCUAACAGAACUGCCUGGAAUAGAAUCAAGACCCCACCAUGGCCCAAUAAAUAUAUGAAUAUUUGUUUUUGUGUUGCACUCAGCUUUUUGUCAGUCUAAAACAAUUAUAAAGAAAAUUAAGACAGAGGGUAGAAGGGUAGAUGUUUGAUUUUCAGUGUUUAAUAUCCAACCAACCUAUUUGUAAGUAAACCUUCAUGUUUUGCCUUUCCUUUUGCUGUAAAGAGCGUUGAUUUAAUCAUUAAAAUAAAUGUGUUUGAACACUACAAAAGAAACAAAUUGUCAACCAGAUUCAGCUAAUAUGAGGAAUAACUUGGGCUCAUAAAGAUGAUAUCAGAAAAAACAGAGCCUUCAUCACUAGCCCAGCCUGCCUAUGUCUGAUACCACACACCUCAUGUGACCAGAACACCAUGGUCAAAGGUCAAACCUUUGAAUGACAUAAAAUAUAAAGAAUAAUAUGUUGAAUAUAUGCAAAAUCAGAACAAGACAUAAGCAGCAGUAUUCCAUUCCUAAUGAUCUUCUUUUAUUCUGAGGCCAUUACUUCGAGUUAGAGAAACUGCUGUCUAUCUAUGUUGACUUAUGACUUGUACAGUAUAUUUAUGUUAUUAAUGUUUACUGCUUGCUAAAGUCUGGAUGUAUCUGGAUUUUUUUCUUUCUAUAAGAAAGAGGGUGAUAAAUUUAUUCUCUGUUGUCUCUAUUUGUCUCAUUGGGAUGGGCUACACAAAUGCUGUCAGGAGCAUGUCAACGGCUGACUGAUGUGUAUUGCCCUACUCUUACUGUAUCAAUGCUGUGUUUAAUAUGUACAGUAUAUACCAGUUUUACAUAAAAUGAAAUUGACAUGCCCUUUUGCAACACUCCAUACUUUCAUGGAUGUUCUUGUUUUGAGCUGACUACACACUUGAAAAGUAGCAGCUGGACAUUUUAUUAUGAGUUAUGACAUGUCAAUUUAAAACAAAAAUGUUCUAUAAAAAUAUUAACUGAGGUCCGAUUUUGUUGGACCUUUUUGUGUUCUCAUGUGAUGAAAACAUUAAAAUUGUAUGAAGAUA
Megalobrama amblycephala (Wuchang bream) is the source of this 5553-nucleotide messenger RNA. RefSeq names its product zinc finger protein 521 (gene znf521). Gene Ontology annotation, cellular component: nucleus. Gene Ontology annotation, biological process: regulation of transcription by RNA polymerase II. The transcript is spliced from 8 exons. Bases 451 to 4515 code for a protein of 1354 amino acids. NCBI's taxonomy places the organism in Eukaryota, Metazoa, Chordata, Actinopteri, Cypriniformes, Xenocyprididae. Gene Ontology annotation, molecular function: DNA-binding transcription factor activity, RNA polymerase II-specific; RNA polymerase II transcription regulatory region sequence-specific DNA binding. The record is from RefSeq and is a predicted model, not a curated record.